Hypoxylon trugodes is the source of this 1482-nucleotide messenger RNA. RefSeq names its product general substrate transporter. The transcript is spliced from 7 exons. Gene Ontology annotation, cellular component: membrane. NCBI's taxonomy places the organism in Eukaryota, Fungi, Ascomycota, Sordariomycetes, Xylariales, Hypoxylaceae. The record is from RefSeq and is a predicted model, not a curated record. Gene Ontology annotation, molecular function: carbohydrate:proton symporter activity. The coding region runs from base 1 to 1482 and encodes 493 amino acids. Gene Ontology annotation, biological process: transmembrane transport; carbohydrate transport.
AUGAAGCCUCAUACUUAUCAGUUCCUCGUCGGCGUUUUCGCCUCGAUGGGUUCGGUGCUCUUUGGCUACGACUUGGGUGUCAUCGCUGGUGUAGUCGGGAGCACCUCCUACGCUGAGCUGUUCAACGCGAAUGCGGCCCAGAAUGGAGCCGUCGUGUCUCUAUUCACAGGCGGUGCCUUCUUUGGCGCCAUGUUUGCGGGCCCGGCGGGUGAUAUACUCGGUCGUAGACUGACGAUUAUGUUGGGUGCUAUCGUGUUCCUGCUGGGUGGCGCUAUUCAGACUGCUGCUCAGACUAUUAAUUACCUGUAUGGCGGACGAGCGAUUGCUGGUCUGGGUGUUGGUUUCUUGACUAUGAUUAUUCGCGAAAUAGCACACCCUUCGAUCCGUGGCCGCGUCACCGGUUUACAACAAUUCAUGCUGGGUAUCGGUGCCUUUCUCGCGGGAUGGAUAUCAUGGGGAUGCUUCAUCAACCUGACCAACGACGGGCAAUGGCGUAUCCCACUCGGUAUCCAGAUGUUGCCUGCUCUCAUCUUAGCUGCUCUGAUCUUAUUAUUCCCUGAGAGUCCCCGUUGGCUCGUUGACCAUGACCGCGCCGACGAAGGACUCGCUACGUUGGCUAAACUACACUCGAAUGGCGAUAUCAACGACCCUUGGGUCCAGGCCGAGUUCGCACAGAUUAGGGAGACGAUUACGUUUGAGCACGAGCAUGAGGCUAAGAGUUACCUGGAACUCUUCACUAACCCCUCUGCCUUCCGCCGCCUCUUUCUGGCCUGCUCGAUCCAAGCUGCGACACAAAUGACCGGUGUAUCCGCGAUUCAGUACUUCUCCGUCACGAUUUUCGCACAGAUCGGUAUCUCCGCCGAUGAAGCUCUCAAGUACCAGGCUAUCAACAGUAUCCUCGCGCUCAUCGCGCAAUCGUUGUGUAUGCUUCUGAUUGAUAAGUUCGGUCGUCGACCUACGAUUAUCGUUGGAAAUCUGGUGAAUUGUGUUAUGUUCGUCGUCGCGACGAUAUUGCUCGCGCGUUUCCCGCCGGACACGAAUUCUAGCGGAACUGCGGGGUGGGGGUUCAUUAUUGUGACUUGGCUGUAUAACAUAUCCUUCUCCUUUGCCUGCGGUCCGCUAUCUUGGAUCAUACCCGCCGAGAUCUUCGACACCCACACCCGAAGCAAAGGUGUAUCACUCGCAACUAUGACUAGUUUCGCUUUCAACACGCUCAUCGGACAAGUUACUAGCAUCGCCGUCGACGCCGUUGGUUGGCAGUAUUUCAUCCUGUUCGCUGUAUGCAAUGCGACGAACGCUGUUUUCUUCUGGCUUGUAUUGCCUGAGACUAAGCGUGUGCCGCUUGAACAGAUGAGUACUGUGAUUUUCGCGCCUGAUGCCCCGUGGAUCGUUGUGGGGAAACAGUCUGAGGCGUAUAGAGCAGCGGCUGCGGCUGCGGCUGUUGGGCCUGAGGAGGAGGAUAUUAAGAAGGGUGGUGUAUAG